Messenger RNA from Sungouiella intermedia, 3078 nucleotides. The record is from the annotation of a GenBank genome assembly. NCBI's taxonomy places the organism in Eukaryota, Fungi, Ascomycota, Pichiomycetes, Serinales, Metschnikowiaceae.
AUGGUAGCGCUCAACAAACACAAGUCUGUGGACGACUUAGAUGUGGGAUCUGUCAACCUCUCGCUUGCCUCGCCCACAAGGAGGGCCCGGUCUUCAUCGCCUGUGAAGAGCAUGAACAGGCUCUCGAUGCCUCCACUUCCCUCCCGACACCUGGCGGAUUCCAAUGACGAUCUCUUGUCGACAUUCUCAGUCAAUAGCUCCAUCUCGACUAACUUUCGAGAGUUGAGUCGGUCACCCAUCUCCAAAAAAUUGCACAUCUCAAGGGCUGACCUUGCCAUUCCCAUCCCAUUCACCUUGCAAUUGCCUCCCAAGUUGUCUAAAUCGCUUCCAACCACUCCAAGGACUUCAACGUCACCUCAACUGUCUCCAAAGUCGACUCCAUCCAAAUUGGUGUUCAACGGCAGCUCAUAUGAGGCCAUGGAAUUCGACGAAGUUGACUCUGCAGAUGUCAGUUAUUCGGGACCUAGAAGCAACCCCGGUUCACCUUCUAUCGCCAAACCUCCGUCAGUGACAGCCAGCCGCAAGAAGGUGGCUAAAUUCGUCCAGAAAACAAACUCAAUUCCCCUUGACCAACUCAGUAUGAUCGAGGAAGCAUCCACAAGAGCAAACAGUGUUAAAUCGAAAGCUCUAACGCUGCUCCCCGUAUCUCCACUGCCUUCCAGUCACUCGCUAUCUAGACGUCUACUGAGAAAACCACCUCCAGAUAUGGAGCCUGUUUUGGAGGCUCCAGUGGCGAAUAGGGUGAUUUCUGGUGUCAAUUCCAAUUCAAUUAAUGCAAAAUUGCUUGCUGACUCCGCUGGGAGCUCUGUUCUCAGCGCUCAACCUUCACCUGUUGAGUCUGCGUUCGAGCUCACCAAGACAUCAAUACAGCCAGAGACGAACGAAAUUGUGGAAAUUAUGAGACUUCUGGGAACUUCGAGAGUUCACGAAUAUUCUAAAUCCUCAGCAUCUGGUUCUCCUGAAGAAGAAUUGGCGCCUCCAUUGGUUGCUGAACGUCAUGAUGCUCGCUUGGGUCUUAGUCACACCACUGCAUUCCAUCAUAACCUUAACAACACUACAACUGAGCUUCGAAUCGACAAGCGGACCUUUUCAGAUGAAUCUCACGUUUCUUCUGUCAGCUCUUUCAGUUCUGUUGGUGAUUAUUUCAACACCUAUCCGUUCAACUAUAGCCCCAGAGCUGACUUCAGAGAUUCUCUGCUACAUCUGGCUCAAAGGAACCAGCCUGUCCCACAGACUCAGAGAAUACAGGCAGUUCUGGCAAUAUCCAAACAACAGCCAGUUCAAUCACGCCAAUCACUCAUCCCACCUCCACAGGUUGAUCUCUCCCGAAAUGUAUCGACCAAGUCAUAUACAUCUGAAUCCAGUGAGGGCUCUCACUCGUCAUGGAAUUCUCUUCAGAAGAGUCUUGACCUCACCUUGAAAGAAAGUUUGUCUAAUACAUCCGAUAUUGAAGACACCACUCUUAACCAGGUUGUGCUGACUCCACUGGAAGUUGACGAGACAAUGGAGAUAGAGAUUCUCCCUCUUAAUAUUGUAAAGAGUGGGCAAGAGUCCUUGGAGAAACCCGAAGUCGACGCCAGCAAUAAUGGUGCUGGAAGAAGCUUCAAUUUCCCAAACAACGAGUCGAAUAUCACUAACACGGCCUCGAAGAAAAAGGCUCCAAACUCUUUUAAGAAUAGCCAUUCUGCUUAUAGUCUUAUGUCAUCGACUGGCCAGAUUGAGAUUCCUGACUUGGAUGAUUUGAGCAUCCAAGAAAAGUAUUCGCAAACUGUCAGAGUCAAUGGCAGCAUUUCUUCUGGUACAGAAUCGGCUUCAGAUAUCAUCGAGCCCAUUGGGAUGCCCUCUCGAGCAGCAAGGGAUCACUUUAAAUCGAUCUAUGGAGAACAUUCGUCAGAUUCUGAUAGCGAUUCUUCCUUCAAUUCUCAAUUCACUAAGUUGAACAAAAAGAGAUCUUCGAAGCUCUCCCCCAUUGAAGAAUCUGUGUCCACGCCUGUUCUUCAAGCAUCUCCAGCCAAAUCACCAGUUCGUCAUGCUAGACAACGAUCCAUGUACAAUAUUGACUUUGAAGGCUUCAAUAGCGAAGCCUCUCCAAUACGCAAGCACAGCAGAUCAAGAUCUACAGCAGAUGUUUCCAUUGUUUCCAAAGAGCUUCCUCCUACUCCACAGACCCGUAUGAAUCUUGCAAAUGAUGAGAUUUUAGGAUCUAGUCCAAAAAUUGUUGUUGCCGAACCUCCUAAAAAGGUCCAAUAUGCGGUGGAUUUCAAAACUGCUACCAAGGUUCCACAAAAGGAGGAUAUGUUCCACAUCAAGGCUCCACUUAAUUACUACCAGGGCUCCAGUUUAUCUGCUACAAACAGAUCAUCACACUCAGAGUAUCUCACUGCCGGAGGCUCUGACAUUGCAUCCAGUUAUCAGUCCAGUAGAACUGCUAGAGAAACCAUGUCAACAGCACCUACUGAUAACAAUAGUGUUCUCAUUGAUCUUACUAAAGAUAGUUACAACCUUUGCAUGAUCACCCGUAAAGACUCGCAGCUAUCCUACAAGUCAGUUAUUGAGAAGACCAAAGAUGGAAAGGAUGUGGAGGUUGUACUUGUCGAUGAAGAUGACGACACAAAUAACAUGGACUUGGGAAAUGAUAUUGAUAGAGAUGAUUUGCUGAGCAUUUAUUCUCAUUAUAUGAACGAUUGGGUUGUUCGAUCUGAUUUCAAGCGCUCAGAUUUAGCCAGGGCCGAUUUUAAGAGAUCAGACUCAAUGCUUUCAUCUGCAUCGGAGGCUAGUGACAUGACAACCUCAAGUUGGACACCUACAGAAACAAACUUUCACGUGAAGUCUGUGAUAGCAACUAGACGUGAACGGGAGCCAAUAUCACUUCGGGGAGCUCGGGCUGCGUUGGCAGGAAGAAAUCUGGCCAAGAAUGUGGAGGCACCCCAAGGUAAACGCUUGCCAGUAAAUUCUGUGGUAACAAAGACAAAACCAAGAAUUGAGCUGCGGGAAAGCAACUACUACGAUUACUCUGCUGGAGAAAAUUACGAUUUCAAAACAUUCAUGGAGAAGAGGGCUAUUUCGGAAGCCAACUAA